UGAGAUUUUUUCUCUUCUGGUUGAUCAACUUGAAUUCAUUGCAAACAUCAUCAAUUUGUAUCAGAAUUUGAUUGUUGCUGAUAUUUUUUAAUUUCUGAUUUAAUUCUCACUUUUGGUUUAACAAUUAGUUAAUUGUGUUCAUCUAACCAACAUGGAAUUAGAAAUUUUGAAAGCUGGAACCAGCGAAUCUACAAUUGUCACUCUUGUUGAUGUCAGUCCAUCUUCUAAGAUCCGGGAUAUCAAGAAAUUAAUUUUCAAACAGAAGAAAUCAUUGUAUCCAGACAGACAAGCACUUCGUCUUGAACCAAGGGGAAAGUCCCUUGAUGAUGAUGUACAGUUAAAGAGCAUUAGUGGUAAUCUCAAAAAUGGUAGGAAACUUUUCCUCAAAGACUUGGGUCCACAAAUCGGCUGGAAAACUGUUUUCUUCUGGGAAUAUUUCGGUCCUUUGGUUUGUUACAUGGUUUCUUAUACCAGACCAGAACUUCUCUACGGUAAAGGAGCUGCCACUAAACCGAUGCACCAAGUAGUUCAAUAUGCGGCUAUUUGCUGGUCAUUCCAUUAUGCUAAGAGAAUUAUUGAAACUUUAUUCGUUCAUAGAUUCUCUCAUGGUACAAUGCCUCUUUUCAACCUAUUCAAGAAUUGUUCUUACUAUUGGGGUUUCGCUUUCUACAUUGGAUAUUAUGUCAACCAUCCUCUUUACACUCCACCAUUAUUUGGAAGUCUCCAAAUAAACAUUGGGCUCAUUGGAUUCAUUUUAUCUGAACUUGGAAAUUUCAGCAUUCACAUUGCUUUGCGAAAUCUUCGACCUGCCGGAACAAGGGAAAGAAAGAUACCAGUACCAACAAUCAAUCCAUUCACGAUUCUCUUUAACUUCGUCUCUUGUCCAAACUACACCUAUGAAGUUUACUCAUGGAUCUUUUUCACAAUCAUGACUCAAUGUUUACCUGCUGGUUUAUUUGCUGCUGCAGGAUUUUUCCAAAUGACUCUCUGGGCCUUUGCAGCGGCCUCAGGGAAGCUGAUGAAUUGA
This is a messenger RNA of Panonychus citri (citrus red mite), 1027 nucleotides long. It is a transcript of the gene Sc2, whose product is annotated as probable very-long-chain enoyl-CoA reductase art-1. Lineage: Eukaryota; Metazoa; Arthropoda; Arachnida; Trombidiformes; Tetranychidae. Bases 152 to 1027 code for a protein of 291 amino acids. Gene Ontology annotation, biological process: very long-chain fatty acid biosynthetic process. The record is from RefSeq and is a predicted model, not a curated record. Gene Ontology annotation, molecular function: oxidoreductase activity, acting on the CH-CH group of donors. The transcript is spliced from 6 exons.